AUGAGUCGUCACGAUCUAGAAAAGGGCAGUGGCUCAUUAUCCGCAACAACAUCAUCGUCAAAUCCAAACAUUGCCGUAUCACCUUCCCAUAACAACAACAUCUACCCAUCACAUUCAAAGGCUUUCAGCACCAAAGAAAAACAUCCUCAUGAUUCCGACUUUAUACAGGAUGACGACGAGAUAUUUCUCGUCGAUGGAGAUGCCGAGGAUGGUUCAGUAAACGAAAUCAAGCGUGGGUUAAAAGCCCGUCACGUGUCCAUGAUCGCUCUUGGUGGAACUAUCGGUACUGGUCUUUUCAUAUCAACAGGUAGUACAUUGGCCGAUGCCGGACCCGUUUUGUCGCUCAUUUCAUUCUUGUUUAUGACAUCAAUUGCAUUUUCAGUCACGCAAUCCUUGGGAGAAAUGGCAACGUUGAUUCCAGUAUCGGGUUCGUUUGCUCAAUUUGUUACUAGAUGGAUUUCAAAAUCGGCUGGUGCCGCCAAUGGUUGGUUAUAUUGGUUCAGUUGGGCCAUGACAUUUGCUCUUGAAUUGUCGGUUAUUGGACAGGUGAUUCAGUAUUGGACCGACGCUGUACCAUUGGCAGCUUGGAUCAGUAUCUUUUUUGUCAUUAUCACUGUGUUUAAUUUCUUCCCCGUCAAAUUUUACGGUGAGGUUGAAUUUUGGGUGGCGUCAAUCAAAGUGUUGGCUGUCUUUGGAUGGAUCAUUUAUGCAUUGUGUAUGGUUUGUGGUGCUGGAAAGACGGGGCCCGUUGGGUUUAGGUACUGGAGAAACGGAUACGCUUGGGGUCCUGGGAUUUUGGUCUCCGAUAAAGCCACCAGUAGGUUUCUCGGUUGGUUAUCAUCUUUGAUCAAUGCCGCAUUCACAUUCCAAGGUACUGAAUUGACGGGUAUUUCCGCUGGUGAGUCAGCCAAUCCACGCCGUACUGUUCCUCGUGCCAUCAAGAAGGUGUUGUUUCGUAUUUUGAUUUUCUACGUCUUGUGCAUGUUCUUCAUUGGUUUGCUUGUUCCCUAUAAUGAUCCUAAAUUAACUGGUGGUAGUUACACAUCAAACUCACCUUUUAUUAUCGCCAUGAACAACUCGGGAACUAAAGUGUUGCCCCACAUUUUCAACGCUGUUAUUGUAACCACAAUCAUAUCGGCCGCCAACUCCAAUGUUUAUUGUGGAUCGCGUAUUGUUUACGGGUUGGCUGAAUCUGGUGUUGCGCCCAAAUUCUUCCUCAAGACAAAUCGUGGUGGUGUGCCUUAUUUCGCCGUUAUGUUAACGGCUGCAUUUGGUGCAUUGGGAUACUUGGCCGUUUCCGACAGUGGAGAGAAUGCCUUUACGUGGUUAUUGAACAUGUCCUCGACAGCAGGAUUGAUCUGCUGGGGAUUCAUCUCCGCCAGUCAUAUCAGAUUUAUGAAUGUAUUGAAGAAACGGGGAAUUAGCCGUGAUUCCUUACCUUAUAAAGCCAUGUUUAUGCCCGUUGCCGGUUACUAUGCCUGUUUUUUCAUCUUUUUAAUCACCUUGAUUCAAGGGUUCCAGGCGUUCUUCAAUGGGUUCAAUGUUACUGAUUUCUUCACUGCCUAUAUCUCGGUUAUAUUUUUUGUUGUCUUGUGGAUUGGAUUCCAAUUAUUUUUCCAUGGUUUUAGUUUGAAGUGGGAGGAUUAUUUCGUGCCUUUGGAUGAAUGUGAUAUUGAUUCUGGAGUUAGGGAAGUUGAUGAGAUGGAGUGGGAGUCAACUGAGCCAAGCAACUUGUGGGAGAAAUUCUGGGAUAUUGUGGCAUAG
Lodderomyces margitis is the source of this 1764-nucleotide messenger RNA. Its product is annotated as amino acid permease. The record is from RefSeq and is a predicted model, not a curated record. Gene Ontology annotation, cellular component: membrane. The transcript has a single exon. Gene Ontology annotation, molecular function: amino acid transmembrane transporter activity. The coding region runs from base 1 to 1764 and encodes 587 amino acids. Gene Ontology annotation, biological process: amino acid transmembrane transport. NCBI's taxonomy places the organism in Eukaryota, Fungi, Ascomycota, Pichiomycetes, Serinales, Debaryomycetaceae.